Vicugna pacos (alpaca) is the source of this 1092-nucleotide messenger RNA. The record is from RefSeq and is a predicted model, not a curated record. Lineage: Eukaryota; Metazoa; Chordata; Mammalia; Artiodactyla; Camelidae.
AUGGCCAGUCGGUACACACAGUGUGGGCCCUUUCAAGCCCAGAAAGUGAAGAAGUACCAGCCGGUGCAGCAGACGCCGCCCACACCACAGGGCGAGGACUGCCGCGUGAAGUGCAAGGACUGCGGAGCCUUUGGGCACAGAGCGAGCAGCCUCAGGUGCCCCAUGAAGCGCUGGCAAGGGGCCCAAGCCCCCCAGCCCCUGGGCGCCAUACGUGGGAAAGAGAACCUGGAGCCACGGAAGGUGCAGGGCCUGUGGACCCCGCGGACCUCGAGCACGGCCGCGAGGGAGGAGGGUCAAAGGCCAAGACAAGAGCAGCAGAGGAAGCCCCUCCAGCGACUUCCCCGGGGACCCCAGCCGCAGCAGCGUGGGAAGGAAGCCUCGGAGCCCGGUGGCUGUGUUGAGUGUCCAAACACGCCGAUGCUCAUCCAGACAUCCUGGAGGAAAUCUGUCCUGGAACCUGAUAGAGCAAGCAGGUCACCCAUCAGGAAAGAUGACAUGAAUUCCACCUGCCCGUCAGUGUUUCCCAUCAAGAGAGGUUUGGUCCAGGACUCCAAAAGCAGCAUCAAGAUGCUAGGUGAGAAAUCUGCCCAGAUCUCCAUCCAGGCUUGUCUGAACCCCCCAAAGAAACCCAGACUCAGCCUCGUCCAGAUUCCCCAGAGGAGCACACUGAGACCAGAUCUGGGGGUUUUGCAGAAUCUCCAUUCUCCACCCAGUACAACUGGACAAGGACCAACAGGGUCACCCCAAGUCAACAGGAAGACACCCGCCCAGGGGCAAAGCACUGACCUCCAAUCUCAAGCCAACAGAUCUCCCCCCAAUACUGUCCAGGCCUGCUCUGUACCCUGUCUUCCACCCAUUAACCAUGUUCCAAGCUAUCCUCUUAGGAUGGUCUUCAUAAGAUUAAGCAAAGGUGAGUGGAGCUGCAGGUACAUGACAUCUCCCUCUUUCCACCCUGCUGAGAAGCCAAGCCCUCCUGGUCAGAGCCUUCCCAUCUGCAGGAAGUCUGAGGGACGCUAUGCCCCUGGCUCCUUGAGUGUCCUCUAUGAUGACCUUCAGGUUUCCUCUUCCUCUGAGGAUAGUGACUGGGAGUGA